Lates calcarifer (barramundi perch) is the source of this 1954-nucleotide messenger RNA. It is a transcript of the gene fas, whose product is annotated as Fas cell surface death receptor. The record is from RefSeq and is a predicted model, not a curated record. Gene Ontology annotation, molecular function: protein binding; tumor necrosis factor receptor activity. The transcript is spliced from 9 exons. Gene Ontology annotation, biological process: negative regulation of apoptotic process; necroptotic signaling pathway; motor neuron apoptotic process. Bases 166 to 1134 code for a protein of 322 amino acids. NCBI's taxonomy places the organism in Eukaryota, Metazoa, Chordata, Actinopteri, Centropomidae. Gene Ontology annotation, cellular component: CD95 death-inducing signaling complex; external side of plasma membrane; membrane raft.
GGUAGCAAGGUGUUACGUCAGAGUUCGCUCCCACUCGGUUUCCGCUGUUUGAGUGAAAGGUUGAAGUUAACUCUAGAAGUAGAGAUGAGUAGUUAGUGAAGCGUUAAAGCUAAAGUUGGGCUGAGGUUAAGUAUCUUGUAAUAAACGACAUGUUGUGGAGUUCAGAUGUGGAUGUAUUCUAAGCUUAGAGGGGACGCAAAUGUAUCGGCGUCAGAAUCACAUCAGCACCUGAGGGCGUAUCAUUUCGCCUCAUCCCAAACUGAAGGGAAAGAAACUCGGUUUCCAAUUAAAGCACUACUACGUCACAGAAGGCAGACUUGUGAGGAUGGCACCUACGAGCAUGAAGGGAAGCCCUGUUGUCUGUGCGGUGCUGGGUUGAAGUUGGAGAGUCACUGCUUGAAGAGUAUAGAUGAUAGACAAUGCAGUCCCUGUGAACAAGGAGAGUACCACAGUCAGCCUAAUUUCCAGCCUCAAUGUGACCCCUGCACAUCCUGUGAACACCCCAAUGCCAACCUAGAGGUGGAGGAACCCUGUACCCGUGCCAGGGACACUAAAUGUCGAUGUAAAAAGAAUCACUUUUGCAGUGACCCAGGAGCUUGCAAAAUCUGCCAACCCUGUAGAGAAUGUCAUGAUGAAGGUGUCAAAGUACCCUGCACAGCCAAAAAUAACACAGUCUGCAAUGACAAAAUUGAAGGGGGAAAUACUGGAACAAUAAUUGCCAUAAUUGUCCCAAUUCUACUCAUUGCUUUAUUAGCUUUAAUAGGACUGUGGUGUUGGAGAAAGAGAAAAUCGCAGGGGAAGACCUUAGUCCACCAACCAAAUAUCAACAUGGAGUUGGAGCCUCUUGAAGUUUCAGAUAUCGAGCCUCACCUGUCUGACAUUGCAGAAGAGCUUGGAUGGAAGGAUAUGAAGGACGUAGCAAUUCGUUGUGGGAUACCACCAGCUAGAAUUGAGUCUUGUGAACUGAACCACCGCGGUGAUGCUCAGGAGGCGACUUUGGAACUACUACGGAUCUGGGUGGAGAGGGAGGGCAGUGGUGCUGGACGAAAAUUAAUCCAAAUCCUACAGAAUAGUAACAAAAAGCGCAAAGCAGAGAAGGUGACAGACAUAUUGCGUAUUGAUUGCGCUGCCUAAUAAGACACUGCUGUUUGAAUGUGUCUAUUUGAAUAUUUGCAUUGUUGUCUACUGAUCACAUUACUGUUUUGAAAGGCACAUGGUGUGAUGUUUACAUGAUAGGACUAAGCUGUGUAUCUGUUGUUGGUCUCUGCAGCCACAACUGAAAAUUAAUUCUGUUCGACUCUGUCCGAGGUUAAGCGCUUUUCAUGUAAUAGAAAACGAGGCCUAUCAGUUGCUUGACCUGACCUCCGACUGAGACUGACGUAUAUUCCUCAAGGUCCCCGGCCUCUGGCGCUGGAAGUGCUGUUGCUGUAACAAACAUGUCAAACUCUGUUUAGAAUUUUUGAUAUUUUCAGCGUUUCUCUGCUGAAUAUCUGAGAUGAACGCUGGUUUACAAUGACUUCCAGGACUUUUUAACUGAUCGACCGUUUUGUAUUAUGCUGUUGUUAUAAGGUAAAAUAGUUGUUUUAUUUUGCUUCAAGUCUCUUUAAGUGGGUCUAUUUCCUUCCAAGAUUAGAUUAAACUGAAUUACAUCUCUGUUCUUGUAUUGAUAUAAGAAUGUUGUUGUGAAUGAUGAGUAGCUUGGCUCAUGUUGUAUAUUGUGCAAUAACCUGAAUAAAAGUGUCAGAUGGAGUAUGGUUUUUUUCCAUAUGUUGUGAAAUUGUGACUGGUUUAGUUUGGUCACGUAACGCUGAUAAAUAAAAAAAAAUAUUUCUAAAAAUACAAAGUAUGUUGUAGUUGCUUUAUACUGCCCUUUCCCUGGCCUUCUGGCAGCACCUGAACUCUAUUGUUAAACAAUCAUUUUCAUGAAUAAAAGCACUUUUUGUAAAUAAUGUAA